AUGGAAGCUACAAUCCUGCCGAGUCGUGACAGACACGUCAAUGCGCGUGUCCUCAAACCCAUUCUGCGAGCCUACGCGCUCGGGUAUCUGUCGUCGGUCACGCCAAAACUCAUCUCCUAUGUACGGCGGUUGGGAAGCCACAAAGGCUGGACAACAGAACAAAAGCUUCAAGAGUUAGCUCGAGUCUUGACCAACCCCAUCCGCGUCAACGGUUUCCCUACAUUUUGCGCCUCUCUCAUCGGUGGCUCGACCGUGCUUCCCGUGCUGUUGUACCGGCUAUACGCAUCCAUUGCCGUCGGGCUUGGCUCUAAAGGCGACCUUCGGAUCUCCCACCGGCGGGACCGCCUCGUUCGAUUUGCCGCCGCAUUCCUAUCGUCAUGGUUCAGUUUCCAACUUCUCAACCGGAAUCGUGUCUGUCUGCGGGCAGAAGAUGUCAGAGCGAAACGCGUCGCUACAGCAGAUGCCGAUCAGGUGGCAUCCGAUGUACGUGAGCAUCAACGGCCAGAGUUGGCGGGGAGGACCAUGGAUCUGACCUUAUUCACGGUCACGAGAGCCAUCGACGUGGUAGCGUGCAUUGCGUGGAACCGCUGGUCUCGUCGCCGCAAAGCCCAGAAUCGCUGGACUGUGGUCGAGUCGCUGGCUCCUGGUCUCGCGGAUGCGGGCGUGUUUGCUGCAAGCGCGGCAGUAGUCAUGUGGGCGUGGUUCUAUCUGCCCGAGCGGCUGCCGCGGACGUACGAGAAAUGGAUUGGAGAGGCUGCGCAGGUGGACUCUCGCUUGAUCGAGGCUCUACGUCGUGUCCGCCGUGGGGUCUUUGUGUACGGGAAGGAAACGGGUCAAGCGCCUCUGCUCCAGUCCAUGUGCAAGGACUACCGCUGGCCCGCGGAGUGGGGGAUCCCGUCAAGACAAUUCCGAUUCCAUGCGAAAUGGUCCAUAUGGGCUGUGGCCCCAGCUCUUGUCUUGCGUCUGCGGGGACUCAAGUCAGCCGCCUCCCUCCGCCGGGCUCUUUUGGAUUCCGCCCAGUCCUCCGCCUUCCUCGCCUCCUUUGUCAGUCUGUUCUACUAUGGUGUUUGUCUAGCGCGAACCAGGAUCGGCCCCAAGGUCUUCGAUCAGAAGACCGUCACCCCGCUGAUGUGGGACUCCGGCCUCUGCGUCGCGUCGGGAUGCUUCAUGUGCGGAUGGAGUGUAUUGGUUGAAAAGGCACGGAGGAGACAGGAGCUGGCGCAGUUUGUGGCACCCCGGGCUGCCGCCACGAUUUUGCCACGAUUGUAUGAUAAAAAGUAUCAAUACCGCGAGCGCGUUGCAUUUGCGGUCAGCGCUGCUAUUCUUCUCACCUGUCUUCGAGAGCGCCCCAGCAUGGUCCGUGGUGUUUUCGGUCGCAUUACGACCAGUGUGCUGAACUAG
Penicillium riverlandense is the source of this 1401-nucleotide messenger RNA. RefSeq lists its product as uncharacterized. Lineage: Eukaryota; Fungi; Ascomycota; Eurotiomycetes; Eurotiales; Aspergillaceae. The record is from RefSeq and is a predicted model, not a curated record. The transcript is spliced from 5 exons. Bases 1 to 1401 code for a protein of 466 amino acids.